Trematosphaeria pertusa is the source of this 790-nucleotide messenger RNA. RefSeq lists its product as uncharacterized. The coding region runs from base 273 to 431 and encodes 52 amino acids. The transcript has a single exon. The record is from RefSeq and is a predicted model, not a curated record. Lineage: Eukaryota; Fungi; Ascomycota; Dothideomycetes; Pleosporales; Trematosphaeriaceae.
AUUUCAUUGUGGUAGAUAUAGGGUGGUAGACGGGUCGUUAUAGCGUUGCGAUGGUGCUGAUAGAUGAUGCGGUCGUCGAUAAUAGCAAUUAAGGAGCGAAUUAGCUGGCUCCAUGUCAGUACGAAUUGCUUCUUCGCUAGCACACUCAAUUGUCGCCGUGUUAUGAUCUGGAGAGAGCUGCUUGGCGGAAUGUAAGCGGAGAGCCGCGCGAACGCACCUUAUCAGAAGCAGGGACACGUAAUGGCGAGGGAAUGUGGUUUAGAGCCGAAUGAAUGGAUGCAGGUAUCACUGAAAGAGUGAAGCGAUACUGCUGCAGCGAAAGAAUGUGCGGAGAGGGGGGCGGCGCAAGGUGGGAAGAGGAGCAAGGAAGAAGGGGAGAUGGAUCGGUUUUGCUCAGCGAGGCUGCCUUCAAGGAGCUUAACGGAGCUUAGGCCAACGGUCGUAAAUGACGGUUCUUGCCUUAGCGGGCGAAUCGGAAAUGAGGAAGAAGCUGCCCUGGUCCAAAUUGACCGCUAAACGCGCGCGCUAUCCGAAAGCGGUGCUGGCAAUAACACUGGCGCUGAGGUGACCGCUCCAACGCAUCCUUUUUUUAUAACAGUACGCGCCGACGCCGUCCAGCGACUGUGGCAGGGCGAGGAGACGACGAUGUUUUCGCACCGCGGAAACAACACGCAACAAACAAAUGAACGACAGCGCAGGCAAAGGAGUGUUCGAGUUAGACGGCCCUGCAGGGGAAGCGAGAGACUGACGAGGAUGCAGCGAAUUAGGCUGAUUCGACAAACGAGUGCAC